GGAGGAGGAGGGUAGAGACGGAGAUAGAGAGGCAGAAUCAGUGACGGGGCGUGCAGGACAAACACUGACAAGCUGAGACAGAGCGAGUGAGAAGGAGGCAGCUUUGCAGCACCUGAGAGGCAGCAGCUUCAUUAGCAUCAGGGAGGAGAGUCGGUCACAGGCAGCCACGCCGGGACUCGUGUAGGAAAAACUGGUGUUAUCCACCACCGCUUGUGGAGCAGCGCGGGGAGGCUACAGCAGAGGUGGAGGCUGAAUGAGAGGAUGAGAAGCAUCGCUGCCACCUGACUCACACUGGGAGUCAGCCUCAGCACCUGCAGCGGCAGACUGAACACUCCAGCUAUCAAGGAGACUUAAGGCAGACGGGAGGAGAGAGCUGCUGAGAUUAUGCGCGGGGCAGAGAGCUCCUGUGGAUUCCCCGUCUUUGGCAGCAGCAGCAGCAGGAAGAGCAGGAGCUGUGGCUCUACAGAUAACAGCAGAGCUAGCUGGAGCUGCAGCAAAACAAGGAGCCCUCACUCUAAAGCUAUUUAUUUAUCCAGGGAUGAAGGUAGCACUCGCAGCCAAGGUGUAACAGAACCCAGCUGUCCAUGCUGCCACUGUGUUGAAUGUACCUGUAGCCAGAGCGCUGACGGUCGCUGCAGCGCUGGUGUAAAGGUGACCACAGCAGUGCAGGUGUAGUUGUAGCUGUAGCAGGGCCGGAGUAAGUGGUGGGGGGCGGGUGGGGACAGUGGCUCAGGACACUGAAUGACCAGUGUGGCUGAUGAAGGCCACCUGGAUCCGCUUGCUGAAACGAGCCAAGGGAGGUCGCGUCAAGAACUCCGAUGCCUGUGGUUCGGCCGACUCCUACACCAGCCGUCCAUCAGACUCCGAUGUGUCCUUGGAGGAGGAUAAGGAGGCAGUGCGCAGAGAGGCAGAGCGACAGGCUCAGGCACAGCUCGACAAGGCCAAGACCAAACCAGUUGCAUUUGCUGUUCGCACAAAUGUCAACUACAGCCCGAGUAACGAUGACGAUGUACCCGUGCCAGGCAUGGCCAUCUCCUUUGAGGCGAAAGACUUCCUCCAUGUCAAAGAGAAAUUCAACAACGACUGGUGGAUAGGACGCCUGGUGAAGGAAGGCUGUGAAAUCGGUUUCAUCCCCAGUCCGGUGAAGAUUGAAAACACUCGCAUCCUCCAGGAGCAGAGAGCCAAACAGGGCAAGUUCCACUCCAGAUUGGGAGCAAACUCAUCCUCUAGUUUAGGUGAAGUGGUUCCUAACUCACGGAAAUCUACUCCUCCUUCGUCUGCCAUUGACAUAGAUGCCACAGACUUAGACCCCGAGGACAAUGAGCUUCCAGCCAACCUGCGUUCCCCUAAAGCCAGUCCAAACACUGUUAUGUCACCCCUAGCAAAAGAGAAACGAAUGCCCUUCUUUAAGAAGACGGAACACGUUCCUCCGUACGACGUUGUGCCUUCCAUGCGGCCCGUGGUUCUGGUUGGACCGUCACUGAAGGGCUACGAGGUGACAGACAUGAUGCAAAAAGCACUAUUUGACUUUUUGAAACACAGAUUCGAGGGAAGAAUAUCAAUCACUCGUGUCACGGCGGACAUCUCCCUUGCCAAACGCUCAGUCCUGAACAAUCCCAGCAAGCACGCCAUCAUCGAGCGCUCCAACACACGCUCGAAUUUGGCUGAGGUCCAGAGUGAGAUUGAGCGAAUCUUCGAACUGGCCCGGACGUUACAGCUGGUAGUUCUGGACGCCGACACCAUCAACCACCCGUCUCAACUGGGAAAGACCUCCCUCGCCCCCAUCAUCGUCUACGUCAAGAUCACCUCUCCCAAGGUGCUGCAGAGGCUCAUCAAGUCCAGAGGCAAGUCUCAGUCCAAACACCUCAAUGUCCAGAUGGUGGCCGCGGAUAAGCUGGCUCAGUGCACUCCUGAGAUGUUCGACAUCAUCCUGGAUGAGAACCAGCUGGAGGACGCAUGUGAGCAUAUGGCUGACUACCUGGAGCUCUACUGGAAGAGCACUCACCCCACCAGCUUCAAUCCCCCCAACCCAGUGCUAGCCCCAUUGCAGGGCAGCAGUGCAGAGCAGAAAGGAGACAAAGCGUUAGUGGAGAGAAAGGGCUCCAGAGAGGAUCACCAGCACCACCAUCAUCAUCACCACCACCACCACCAGAGCCAGGACCAGGCUGACGCCGACGCAGAGGCCGAGGGGGAGGGCAACGAGGAGGAGAGACCUCUGCGGACGGAGUCUUCCAAGAGAGCCCAGCACAUCCACCACCGUUCGUCUUCCACCAGGACUGAGCACCACAACCACCAUCACCACCACCACCACCACAGCAGUCGAGCCCGGGGCCUCUCCCGGCAGGAGACUUUGGACUCGGAGACCCCCGAGAGCCGAGAGAGCAGAGAGAGCAAAGACUCGGCUUACAUCGAGCCACGCCCUCAGCUCCUCCACCAGGAGGAAGAGGAGGAGGAGGAGGAGGAGGAGCAGGAGGAAGUAGAGGAGGAGGAGGAGGAAGAGGAGGAGGAGGAGGAGGAUCUAGGGGAGGGGCACCCCCAGCAGCAACAGCGUUACGAGCCACUGCCCCACCGGGACCACAACCACCAUCACCACCACCACCAUCACCGCGGUGGUGGGGCGGCAGACGAAGCCGGCCACAGCACGGGACACCACCGCUCGAAGGAGCGCGAACAGGACCAUAACGAGCGUAACAAGCAGCGCUCGCACCACCACCGGCCCGCACGCGACCACCACCAUCACUACUACGACCGGGACAGAGACAGGGACCGAGAGGGGGAGGUGGCUCCCAAAAAGAGGGGUGAUGCAGGGGAGUGGGCCAGAGACUCCUACAUCCACCAGUGACAGACCAAAUCCCUCCUGAUGAAGCUCAUGUGGACUCUCCUCUUCUGUUCUCCCAUCGUGCUGCUAUACCCUGAAACCACAGCAUCCUAUUUAUGUACACUUCCUUUGUAAAUGCUGUUGCAUCUUUUUCAAUGGCAGGAUUUUGAUUACAUAGAUACAAAUAUAAAUAUAUAAAUAUAUGUAUGUGUGUAUCUAUGCAUAGACGUUGUUUAUGUGUGGAUAUGCAUGAAUAUUCUUAAAUAUGCAUAUUUUAAACCUGUGUUUGAUAAAGCAUGACACAAAAGCAGAAGUAUUUCUGUACUGAGCUGUGCUUUCUGUGAUUAGCAUUUUUAUUUUUAUUAUUAUAAUUAUUAUUAUUAGUUUCUUUGUUUUUUUUGCUUGCUACCACUUGAAUAAUUUGUUCCUUCAGACUACUGCUAGGGUUGACUGCAACGGUUGACUAACCAAGUUAGUUUGAUGCUGUAUUUGCAGAGUAUUUUGUUUGUUUUAAACAAUAGUUUGGCAAUUUGGGAAAUACACUCAGUCGCUUUCUUGCUGAGAGUUACACUCAGGUGACAGUUUACUAGGUACACCAGUCCUGCAAACUGUUUUAAAGCUUCUCCAUCGAACUUUGUGAUCAUUUUGGAUGUGUAGUUAGCUUGUAGUGCUCUUGAUAGUUUCUGUUAUUUUGUCUUCCCCCUGUUUAUAUCAAUGAGGGUCGUCUAAAUAACAGAAACACCUUCCAGUAUUAAUGCAAUACAGCUCAAACGCACCACAAACAUCCGGACUGAUCAUACAGUUACAUUAUAACCUUCAUGAUUUAUUAGCCUGUACUGUUCCCUGAUGAGGUUCAGCGGUCACAGAAAAUAGAUGCUACCUAGUAAACUGGCAACUGAGCCCAGACGAGAAGCUCAUUGAAGUAAAUAUGAAGCUAAAGCUAGCUCAGCUUACACUGAAAACGGGGAAACUGCUAGUCUGAGUCUGUCUGAAGAUUUUAAAAAAUCCUCUACCAGCACCUCUAAAACACUAAUUUACUCUUUAUAUAUAAUUUGUUUAGUCUAAAAUCUCCACUUAAAGCUAACUUGUGCUAAUUAGCGGUCAAUGUUAACUGUAGCUGCUUCU
Messenger RNA from Larimichthys crocea (large yellow croaker), 3943 nucleotides. It is a transcript of the gene cacnb2a, whose product is annotated as calcium channel, voltage-dependent, beta 2a. The record is from RefSeq and is a predicted model, not a curated record. Lineage: Eukaryota; Metazoa; Chordata; Actinopteri; Sciaenidae. The transcript is spliced from 13 exons. Gene Ontology annotation, cellular component: voltage-gated calcium channel complex. Gene Ontology annotation, biological process: calcium ion transmembrane transport. Gene Ontology annotation, molecular function: protein binding; voltage-gated calcium channel activity. Bases 758 to 2842 code for a protein of 694 amino acids.